This is a messenger RNA of Staurois parvus, 302 nucleotides long. The record is from the annotation of a GenBank genome assembly. Lineage: Eukaryota; Metazoa; Chordata; Amphibia; Anura; Ranidae.
CAGGGGCGAUGUGUUCAGCAUGGAUGGGAAUGAGCUGCUGGGUUGGAAGCCACACCGACACUGCCAGAGUGUCAUCCAUCAGUGCCCAGAAGUGUCACCCAUCAGUGCCCAGCAGUGUCGCCUGUCAGUGCUGCCCAGCAGUGCCACCUGUCAGUGCCCAGCAGUGUCGCCCAUCAGUGCUGCCCAUCAGUGCCUCCAGUUGGUGCUAUCAGUCAGUGCCGCUUAUCAGUGCCCAUCAUUGCUGCAUAUCAGUGCAUCAUCAGUGCCUCCUCAUCAAUGCCCACCAGUGCCGCCUCAUCAGU